UAACGAUAUUUUUAUUUUGUCCGUAUUUUAAUGUCAAGGAAUGACAGAUUAAGGUUAUAUCCCGGAUGAAUUUAAAAAUAAUUCAAUUAAAAUUAGACCAUGAAUACUGGUAAAAGAAGUUAAAAAGAAAAUUGCAAUGGCUUUACUAGGCGCACAAUUAGUUAUAACCCUUAUUAUGGUAUCAAUAAUACAAAAAUUCAGCAAAUAUUCAUUUGCUCGAUGGUUAUUAUGUUCUCAAGGAUUAUAUCGAUACUUAUAUCCUGAUAACAAUGAAUUAAAAACACUAGCUGGUGUACCAAAGGAUAAGCCGAAGGGUAAAAAAAGUGGCAAAUCAGAGAACGGGAAGCCGGAAACUUUUCAUGUGCCUCGUAGUUUGGAGUUGCAGCUUGAGACAGCACCAGUUACAGCACUAGAUGUUGUUCAUUUAAGAUUUUAUUCUGAGUACUUAUGGAUUGUUGAUUUUUCUUUAUAUACAAGCAUCGUCUAUAUCUUGUCUGAGAUAUAUACAAGCUUAUUCCCGUUGAAGGAUGAAUUCAAUCUGAGUAUGGUUUGGUGCCUACUUGUGGUCCUGUUUACAUUCAAAAUCUUGCUAUCCCUAACAAAGCAGUACUUCACAAGUGAUGAGUCCAUUGGAGAGAGGUCGACAUGCAUUGUGUCGUUCUGCGCCUUCCUGCUGAUAGCUAUGAUGGUGUUGAUUAUUGACGAGUCUAAUCUAGAAGUAGGUGUGGAUCCAGCUUAUGAUAGCUUCUAUGAAAAUGCAUCUAAGUUUCUUGAGAACCAAGGAUUAUCGUCAGUGGGGCCAGCUUCCAAAUUAAUAUUAAAAUUGUCUCUGGCGGUGUGGGCGGCCUUUAUUGGCACUUUAUUCACUUUCCCAGGAUUGAGGGUUGCCAGGAUGCACUGGGAUUCAUUGAGAUACUAUGAUGAUAACAAACUGAAAGUGUUACUUUUGAAUAUAAACUUUGCGAUGCCGUUUGUGCUCGUGCUACUGUGGGUGCGGCCGGUCACCAGACAUUAUUUGACUGUGAGAGUUUUUAGUGGAAUGACAACACCGCUUAUGACAUCGGAAGCGUUUGACACCCUCCGUGUUUGCCUGGUGGUGGUGUCGGUGGUGGUGAGGCUGGUGCUGCUGCCGCGCCAGCUGCAGGCCUACCUGGACAUGGCGCAGAGGAAGCUGGACUCGCAGAAGAAAGAGGCAGGCAGGAUCACUAAUAUUGAAUUACAGAAGAAGAUAGCAUCAGUAUUCUACUACCUGUGUGUGGUCGCGUUACAAUAUGUGUGUCCCAUCAUAAUGUGUCUAUUCCUGACGCUGAUGUACAAGACGCUCGGCGGCUACAGCUGGACUGGCUUGCUGUACGACACGCCGCCAGUGCCCGCCCCCACCAGGACUGUGGUCACUGGACUGGAUGUUGAAGGCAUCGAGCAGUAUCAAAUGGCUUUGGAGAAUCUGAAGAUGAUAUUCACAGUGGAGGUGCAGCGCGGGGUGCUGGGGUUCGCGAGCUGGUGGUGCUGCUUCUCCUGGUUCCUCGCCACCGCGCUCGGCGCCAUGUACCAGUCCUACUUCAGGAUAUGAACAACGGAAACUGCAACUCUCACUUUCAAUAUGACCAGAGAU
Molecule: messenger RNA, 1612 nt
Organism: Papilio polytes (common Mormon)
Lineage: Eukaryota; Metazoa; Arthropoda; Insecta; Lepidoptera; Papilionidae
Gene: emei
Product: transmembrane protein 161B
Exons: 9
Coding region: 137-1570 (477 amino acids)
Source: RefSeq, a predicted model, not a curated record